This is a messenger RNA of Durio zibethinus, 2426 nucleotides long. RefSeq names its product transcription factor GTE7-like. NCBI's taxonomy places the organism in Eukaryota, Viridiplantae, Streptophyta, Magnoliopsida, Malvales, Malvaceae. Gene Ontology annotation, molecular function: protein binding. The record is from RefSeq and is a predicted model, not a curated record.
UAGCCUUCUCUUGUUACUCGCUCAUCAAGGGUGCCGGACAACCCGAAGCCCUAGUCUUUCACGUGCAAUAUUUUAUUUUCGAAAGAAAAUCGUUUCAAGGCUUAUCCUGUCCUAAAUUUUUGGUUACAUUUGUUAAGGCGGCGCGUGGUGGUUAUUUAAGUGGCGCGUGGGGACCACGCUUUUCUAUUUCAUGGUUUUAAUUUGUCAAUCUGAAUCGGGAAGCCCUCGCGGGAACCCUCCCGGUUCCCGAUAAUUUAUGGCUUCGGCCGUUUUAGCGAAUCGAAGUGAGUCGAAUUGGCCACCGCAGCCGAAACGCAGUGUCGCUGAAUUCAUGGGCAAAGUUCCCUUCACAGCAACAAAACCAAACCCUAAGCCUAAAUUCAACAAGAAACGCCAAUUCCACCAUCAAUUGGCCCCACCUGAUGACGGUGCUGGUCACGUGGUCGAUGAUUCCCCAGCCGUGACCCAAUCCGCGGCUUCUGACGAUGCGUCAUCAAUUAAUCGGAAACUAAACGAUUUCAAUUCCGGCGCUUAUGUUAGCUUCUGCAUCAGCUUGUAUUCGAGGAAAGAGUUGAUUGAUCUGAAGAAUCAGUUGAUUGCCGAGUUGGAGCAGAUUCGUGAAUUGAAGAAUCGAAUUGAGUCAAAUGAUUUUCACAUUAGAUCCAGCUCCAACAAGAAACCCUUACCCAAGAAAAACAUUUCCGGUAAUAAACGGCCUUUGCCCCCUAAUUUCAGCAAAGAAUUGAAGAGAUCGAACCCUCAAGAGAACGGAAAAGCAUCAACGGCUCAUUUGUUAAAAAAUUGUUCCCAAAUCUUGAACAAACUGAUGAAGCAUAAGCAUGGGUACAUCUUCAAUUCGCCGGUGGAUGUCGUUGGGUUGGGGCUUCAUGAUUAUUAUGAUAUAAUCAAGAAUCCGAUGGAUCUUGGCACUGUUAAAUCGAGGAUGGCAAAUAAUUUUUAUGGAUCUCCGUUGGAUUUUGCGGCUGAUGUAAGGCUGACUUUCAGUAACGCCAUGUUGUAUAACCCUAAGGGCCAUGAGGUAUAUGUGUUGGCUGAGCAGUUGCUUGCGAGAUUUGAGGAAUUGUUCCGGCCGCUGAGUUUGAAAUUGGAAGAGAAAGAAGAGCCACAAGAAAGGGGUUAUUAUGAGGAAGAGUUGCAGGCGAGUUCUUGUGAUCAUGGCGUAGCUGAUAGGUUGAAGAAAGAUAAGGAAAGAGAUGGGGAGAGGGUUAUUGUUGAUAGGGAUGAUUCAAUUAAUAUGGUGGCAAGAUCUGAUAAAAUUGGAGGGGUUUCGGGCUUCGUUUCAAACCCAAAUGUACCACCGCCUCAGAUGCAGUUGCAGGUGCCAUCAAGGGUGGCUUCACCGGUAAGGACACCAUCAAUGAAGCCACUGAAGCAGCCAAAGCCAAAAGCUAAGGAUCCGAGCAAGAGGGAAAUGAGUAUGGAGGAGAAGCAAAAGUUGGGGAUUGGAUUGCAGAGCUUGCCACAGGAGAAGAUGGAUAAUGUGGUUCAGAUUAUCAGGAAGAGGAAUGGGCAUUUGAGGCAGGAUGGGGAUGAGAUUGAACUUGAUAUUGAGGCAAUGGAUACAGAGACUCUGUGGGAGUUGGACCGGUUUGUCACUAAUUACAAGAAGAUGGUCAGCAAGAUUAGGCGGCAAGCAUUGAUGGCAAAUAAUGUGGCAUCUAACGACAACAAUAGGGAAGAGGUAACUGUGGAGAAGAUUGAGGUUCCAAUGGAGAUGAAGAAGCCCAAGAAAGGGGAUGCUGGUGACGAAGAUGUAGAUAUUGGGGAUGAAAUGCCAAUGAGCAGUUUUCCACCUGUGGAAAUUGAGAAGGACAAGGAUCGUGCUAGUAGCAGUUCUAGCAGCUCCAGCAGUUCAAGCAGUGAUUCAUCGUCUUCAAGCGAUUCAGAUUCUGGGAGUUCUUCAGGAAGUGAUUCUGAUGCUGAUGAUGCACUGUCUUAAGGCCUUGGAUUGAAAGAUGAGUUAUUUGUUUUUGAAGGUUAAGAGCUGAGAUUUUGGGGCAGUCCAGGAGUAGUAUGGGGGGCUAUAGAUGAGGUAGAUUUUGCUAACAUCGCUAACAAAUUGAAAGUUCGAUGUGGGUCUCAGUCGUAUUGAAUGCUGAAGAUAUGAACCUUUUUUUUUUGUUUCCUUUUCUGUUGUUGUACAGGGUAGGUUCUUUAAGUGUGUUGUAUGAAUCGUAAUGGUUGCUCUCUUUGGAGGAAAGAAAUUGAUGAAAUUGGAAAUGGGGCACCUUGGCCGGAAGAAUGAACGCAGAUUUUAGCGGGUUGGGAAAUGUAGUGAAAAUUAUUUGUUAGAGAUUUGGUAGUAGAUAGGUAGGAGGGAGAAAAUAGUGGGGGUAGGAAAAUACUUUGUAAGCAUUAACCCUAAUACUUGAUUUUCAGCAUCAAUAGAGGCAUUUACAAUAUAA